AAUUAUACUACCUUUCGUAUGUCCGCCACAAACCUAGAAGAGGAGAGGAGAGAAGAUAAGAACCUACCUUAUAAAUUGUCUAUUAGAAUACCCACGAAUCCACAAACCUACAAACCUGAUUUUGAGGAAAGAAGGAGAGAAGAGGAGAGAAGAGAAAAAGGUAUUGCAGUUAUAAAACUCCACAAACUCAAUUCCAAGAAGGCAUGCUAUCAUGAACCUAGGAAAGAAGAG
Dentiscutata erythropus is the source of this 231-nucleotide messenger RNA. The record is from the annotation of a GenBank genome assembly. NCBI's taxonomy places the organism in Eukaryota, Fungi, Glomeromycota, Glomeromycetes, Diversisporales, Gigasporaceae.